ACAACAUUCUUUCAUACACGUGUAAUGCUACCUCGGCUUGGUCAAAGCUCCCUCACUCGGCUUUUGGUUCCACACCCAGUAGGAAAAUCGCCAAAUGCAAAGGCCCCAACACUUUUGGAACAGCGCGGCUUGGUCUCGCAAACUCAAAAAGGGCCUUCGUCCUAACCAUUGAAACACAUUGCCGGUCACAACGAGCCUUAACGCUGUGGUACAAUGGCGUUCAAUUUGAACUUCACACGCCAGGAGAGUCUGGACAAGGCUAUCGAGCUUUGGACGUCACUUCCUCAGGGUGCUCAAUGGGCCCUGGCUGGCCUUGGAGCUCUGUCCCUUGCGCGGGGAGCCCUCUCUUUUCUCCAGCUCCUCCUGAACUGCUUCAUCCUCAGCGGCACCAAUCUUCGCAAAUAUGGCAAGAAGGGCACCUGGGCUGUUAUUACCGGCGCCUCCGACGGCCUCGGCAAGGAAUUCGCCGAGCAGCUAGCAGCCAAGGGUUUUAACUUGGUGCUCAUCUCCCGCACGCAAUCGAAGCUGGACGACCUCGCCCGCGCAUUGACGCUGAGAUGGACUGGCUUUCAGGCAAAGACCCUUGCCAUGGAUUACUCUCAAGACAACGACGCAGACUACCAGCGUUUGGCUGAGCUUAUUUCAGGCUUGGACGUUGGCAUCUUGAUCAACAAUGUCGGGCAAUCGCACAGCAUCCCUGUACCGUUCCUCGAGACCGCCCGCGACGAGCUGCAAAACAUCGUCACCAUCAACUGCCUGGGAACACUGAAGACCACACAGGUUGUUGCGCCGAAAUUGGUGGAGCGCAAGAGGGGCCUCAUCCUCACCAUGGGUUCGUUCGCCGGCGUCAUGCCCACGCCAUACCUGGCUACGUACAGUGGCAGCAAGGCCUUCCUGCAGCACUGGAGCAGCUCGCUGGCCUCGGAGCUCCAGCCACAUGGGGUCGACGUCCACCUCGUGGUCAGCUAUCUGGUUACGACUGCCAUGAGCAAGAUCCGCCGCACCAGCCUGCUCAUUCCCAACCCGAAACAAUUUGUCCGCUCCGCGCUGGGAAAGGUCGGCCUCAGCAGCACGGAAGUGUUCCCCAACACAUACACGCCGUGGUGGAGCCAUGCGGUUUUCAAGUGGGUGAUCGAGAACACGGUUGGCUCGACGAGCGCCUUCACCAUCUGGUACAACAGGAAGAUGCAUGUCGAUAUCCGUAAGCGGGCGCUGCGGAAGGCUGAGAGAGAGGCAAAGAAGCAGUGAGGCGGAAGUAAGAACCUGGAUUAUGGAAAUGGACGCUGUCGUACAGGACCAGUUGUAAUACAUCACACGACAGACAGGGGUCAGGGAAAUGCUCCAACCUGACAUGUGCGGCGUGCCUAGUGUUAACAAACGCUUUAGUAUUUGAAUAGGUGCUUCUAAGUGCACCGAUUAAUGAGAGAUGAUAAAACGU
Messenger RNA from Chaetomium strumarium, 1438 nucleotides. RefSeq lists its product as uncharacterized. The record is from RefSeq and is a predicted model, not a curated record. NCBI's taxonomy places the organism in Eukaryota, Fungi, Ascomycota, Sordariomycetes, Sordariales, Chaetomiaceae. Gene Ontology annotation, biological process: fatty acid elongation. Gene Ontology annotation, molecular function: ketoreductase activity. Gene Ontology annotation, cellular component: endoplasmic reticulum. The transcript is spliced from 2 exons. Bases 214 to 1248 code for a protein of 344 amino acids.